AUGCGUUCCUUCACAAGCGGUGCGGCCCUCUUGGCCGCCGUUCAGUCGGCCCAAGCUGCCUUCCAAGGCUUCAACUAUGGCAACGUCUUCACGGAUGGUCGACCCAAGUCUCUCCAGGAUUUCACCGACGAAUUCGAGACAGCCCAGAACCUCGAGGGUACCAACGGAGCCUUCAACAGCGCCCGUCUGUACACCAUGGUGCAGGCCGGCACGACCAACGACCCCAUCGCUGCUAUCCAAGCCGCCAUCGACACCCGCACUAGCCUCCUACUCGGUCUGUGGGCGUCCGCCGGCUCAGAGGCCUUCAGUAACGAGAUUGCUGCCCUCCGCCGUACCAUCGAGGAGUAUGGCGAUCAGCUCGAUGGCCUGGUUGCCGGUAUUUCCAUCGGCAGCGAGGACCUGUACCGCAACUCGCCCACUGGCAUCGCCGCCAAUGAGAACCCGGGCGCCAACCCCAACACUCUUGUCGAUUACUUCAAUCAGGUCCGGGAUGUCAUUGAGGGCACUUCUUUUGCCGCCUACCCUCUAGGCCACGUCGACACCUGGAAUGCUUGGGACAACAGCAGCAACCAGGCCGUCAUUGAUGCGUCCGAUUGGAUUGGCUUCGACGCUUACGCAUACUUCGAGGAAACCCAGGACAACGACAUCUCCAACGGCAAGGCUCUCUUCGACCGUGCUCUCCAGCGCACCCGUAACGCCGUCGGCAGCAAGCCCAUCUGGAUCACUGAGACCGGCUGGCCCACAAGCGGCGACACUGUUGGCAAUGCCGUCCCCUCGCCCGAAAACGCCGAGAUCUUUUACCAGGAAGUCGGCUGCCCGUUGUUCGGCGAGACCAACACCUGGUGGUACUCGUUCCGCAACAGCCCUGGAACCCCCAACCCCAGCUUCGGUGUUAUCGGCCCUGAUCUGACCACCCAGCCCCUGUACGACCUGUCUUGUGACGCCGCUGGCUCUGCUUCUUCAUCCUCCACGGUUCGGGCCACGACCGCCAUCUCUGCUACUGCAUCGACUGCCACCGCUGUUGCUCCCGGACCGACGACGACCGUCGUUGCCCCCAUCCCGGGCGAACCCGUACAGGGUGACGAGGAUGAACACACUGCUGGUCCUGCUCCUAUCGAGACGAGCGAAGCUGUGCCUGCCCCCGUUCCCUCGGAUGCGUCUGAUGACCACGAUGGUGAUGACAAUAGCGAGGAACCCUCCGGUGGCGUCCCCGCCCCUGUCCCUGUGCCGGCCCCUACGGCCAGCGCGCUGUCGUCGGUCCACGUUGAGACCACUCUCGUUGGAUCUACCACCGUCACCCACGCUUCCGCCAUUCCCACUCAUGCCGGCAAUGAGACUGUCCCUGCACCCGAGCCCACUUCAACCGAGCCUGUCGAGGUUGCUCCUGGCAGCGCUUCGUCGAUGUCGUUCAGCGGCCUCGUCCUCGCAGCUGCUCUGGCUGUUGCCCUCUUCUGA
Verticillium nonalfalfae is the source of this 1455-nucleotide messenger RNA. RefSeq lists its product as uncharacterized. The transcript has a single exon. The coding region runs from base 1 to 1455 and encodes 484 amino acids. Gene Ontology annotation, biological process: cell wall organization; carbohydrate metabolic process. Gene Ontology annotation, cellular component: extracellular region; fungal-type cell wall; cell surface. Gene Ontology annotation, molecular function: glucan endo-1,3-beta-D-glucosidase activity; 1,3-beta-glucanosyltransferase activity. Lineage: Eukaryota; Fungi; Ascomycota; Sordariomycetes; Glomerellales; Plectosphaerellaceae. The record is from RefSeq and is a predicted model, not a curated record.